Drosophila busckii is the source of this 636-nucleotide messenger RNA. Its product is annotated as U1 small nuclear ribonucleoprotein C. The coding region runs from base 66 to 560 and encodes 164 amino acids. The transcript has a single exon. NCBI's taxonomy places the organism in Eukaryota, Metazoa, Arthropoda, Insecta, Diptera, Drosophilidae. The record is from RefSeq and is a predicted model, not a curated record.
UUUAUCAUCUCUAGUAAUUCUUUAACUUGUUUACAAUUGAUAAGAAAAGUUAAUUUUAUUUAAUUAUGAGCGGACCUGGUGGAAAUGGCAAUGAUUUCCCGCCAUAUUCACAAAAUAUAAAGCAGUAUCCCUCGCAAACAUCAAGAUACGACACGCAGAUCACUUUUAAUCAGCGUGGAAAUCACACCCCCAAUAGGCCGCAUUUUUAUCAAAACAAUGCACCGCCGCGCCAAAAUUUUGGAUUCUUCGAAGACAGAGCGGGAACCUCGUCAAAUCCACCACACUUUUUUCGGAAUAAUGCGCCGCCACAACAGCAACAACACUACCACCAGCCACAGCAGUACCACCAGCAACAGCCACCACAGCACUAUCACCAGCAACAACGAAAUUUUUUCUCCAGAGGUGGUCGGGGCCGUGGAGGUGGCGGCCGAGGAAGAGGGUCACAUCAACAUCAUAAUCCAAAAGCAGACACCUAUUCCCAAUACUUUCAUACCUCCAUGGUAGAGGAUCCUUGGCUUGAACUAAUGGAACGCCAUAAUGCUAUACAUGGCCAGGAAUAAUAAAAUACAUAUACUUUAAGUUUAACAUGUUUUACAUUAACUCAACAGAUUAUCUUUUUAAUAUACAUAUGAUUGA